This is a messenger RNA of Telopea speciosissima, 393 nucleotides long. Its product is annotated as protein RALF-like 19. NCBI's taxonomy places the organism in Eukaryota, Viridiplantae, Streptophyta, Magnoliopsida, Proteales, Proteaceae. The coding region runs from base 1 to 393 and encodes 130 amino acids. The transcript has a single exon. The record is from RefSeq and is a predicted model, not a curated record.
AUGCAGACUGUCCUUCGUCUCUAUCUCGUCCUCCUAAUCUUGGCUUUGGCAUUGGUGGCUGAAUCAUCAAUGUUGACGUCGGGUGGUGAUGUCUACUGGGUUGGUGGUGGGCGGCUUAGUAGUACUGCUUCGAGGUCAUGUAAUGGCGUCGUUGGAGAAUGCAUUGCAAGCGACGGAAAUGAGAUGAUGAUGAUGGACUGGGAAAAUAGUAGUAGUCGACGAUCACUUGCUCAAGGUCGAGCAUCUCACAUUAGCUAUGCUGCAUUGAUGAAAGACUCAGUCCCAUGCAACAAAAGAGGCAGAUCUUACUACGCUUGCAGGUAUUCUGGAAAGGUUAAUCCUUACAGGCGACAAUGCACCAUGGCCACACACUGUGCAAGGGAUCUCCGUUAA